This is a messenger RNA of Austrofundulus limnaeus, 3194 nucleotides long. It is a transcript of the gene itih5, whose product is annotated as inter-alpha-trypsin inhibitor heavy chain 5. The transcript has 14 exons. Gene Ontology annotation, biological process: hyaluronan metabolic process. Gene Ontology annotation, molecular function: serine-type endopeptidase inhibitor activity. Bases 89 to 3079 code for a protein of 996 amino acids. NCBI's taxonomy places the organism in Eukaryota, Metazoa, Chordata, Actinopteri, Cyprinodontiformes, Rivulidae. The record is from RefSeq and is a predicted model, not a curated record.
AGUCUGAUCUGGACUCGGACUCAGACAGCAGGAUUAACAAUGAUGAUGAUGAUGAUGAGGUCUCAUUUAUCUCAUUAAUUAGUUUUUAAUGGAGACAAAACGCAGGAUCAGGAUGCUGCUGGUGACUCUGCUGUUCUGCUUCUGUCCGGCUGUUCUGGGGCAACUGGAGGAAUCCCAAUUGGAGGAGGAGGAUGUUGAUGAUGCCGAUUUGGCAGACUUCGAUUUAGACUUUGCACCACGCAGGGUCCCUCGGCAGGUGAAACAGAUUCUUAUCAAGGAAGCCAAACCUCACAUCCAGGAGCUGUCCAUCAAAACCACCAUCAUCUCCCGCUACGCGUUCACUGCGGUGUACUGCGACAUGCUCAACCGGCACUCUGUUGCCGCUGAAGGACUCUUCCAGUUCCAAAUCCCCGCUGGAGCCUACAUCUCUAACUUCACAAUGAUCAUUGGAGGGCGUGUCUACCAGAGUGAAGUCAGACCGAAGGAAAAGAGGGUCAAAGAAGGGAACGGCAAACCUAAGAGCAAAGAGUCAAGCGACACGAGCCCCGGGCCCGAGGCGGAGGUGUUCAAGAUGGCAGUGAGCAUACCCGGUAGGAAUCGGGGCAUUUUUCUGCUGACGUACGAAGAGCUUCUGCAGCGGCGGCUGGGACGCUACGAACACGUCACCAGCCUCAGACCCCUGCAGCUGGUCAGCCGCCUCAGCCUGGACGUCACCAUCGUCGACCACUCGCCCAUCACGGACCUCCAGGUGCUGCCGCUACGCAACGGCAAAAGCAACGGUGCAAACCCUGCGGCCCGGCCCAAGGAACCAAAGUUAACAGCCAAACCCGAAGUUCCCAUCACCACCGCCAUCAAGAGCGAAAACAACGUCUGCACGAUCACCUUCAGGCCCAACAUCGUCCAGCAGGCCAGGAUCUCCACCAGCGGCAUUCUGGGAGACUUUGUGAUCCGCUACGACGUCCAGAGAGACACGGGCAUCGGAGACAUCCAGGUUCUAAACGGACAUUUCGUUCACUACUUUGCCCCCAAAGAGCUGCCUGCUGUGCCCAAGAAUGUGGUGUUUGUGAUCGACACCAGCGCCUCCAUGUUGGGGAAGAAGAUGAGACAGACUAAAGACGCCCUGUUCACCAUCCUGAGAGAUCUGCGACCCGAAGAUAACUUUAACUUUAUUAGCUUCUCCAAUAAGAUCAAAGUUUGGCAGCCAGAUCGUCUUGUGCCGGUGACACCUUUGAACAUCAGAGAUGCCAAGAAGUUUAUUUUUACGCUGUUACCUAAUGGAGGCACCAACAUCGAUGAAGCCAUCCGGACCGGCUCAUCUCUGCUUCGUGACUACCUCUCUGGCCCCGAUAGCAGCCCGAACAGCGUCUCRCUCAUUAUCUUUCUGACGGAUGGCCGGCCUACCAUCGGGGAGCUCCAGUCCACUUCCAUCCUGGGGAACACCCGAUCGGCCGUGCAAGAGAAGUUCUGUAUCUUCACUAUUGGGAUCGGUAAUGAUGUGGAUUACCGGCUGCUGGAGCGAAUGGCUCUGGAAAACUGUGGGAUGAUGAGACGCAUCAGCGAGGAGGCCGAUGCCAGUGCUAUGCUUAAAGGGUUCUAUGAUGAAAUAGGGACACCUAUUCUGUCAGACAUCAGUGUCAACUACACAGAGAACUCAGUCAAUUACAUCACUCAGAAUCUGUUCACCAACUACUUCAACGGCUCUGAGAUUGUCAUCGCUGGGAAGCUUACGAACCAAAGUGCGGAGUCCCUCCACGUUCAGGUUACUGCCAGCAACAACGACAGGAACAUCAUCCUGGAGAUGGACGUGCCGCUGCGGCGACUGCAGAUAGAAACCGAGAAACACGUGAAGGCAGCCGCCGCUGCCAUGGCUGCCGGAGCCAAGACCCUAGGGUCGGGGGUCAUGCAGGGACUGGGGAAUCCACUGGGUCAAAUUUCAGAAAACUUCAUUGAACGCAUCUGGGGUUUCCUGAGUGUUAAGGACUGUCUUCGUUCACGGCUGCGCAGCCAAACUAGCAAGGAGAGAGAAGAUCACACCCAGCAGGCUGCCAACCUGUCGGUGACCUAUCACUUCCUGACUCCACUCACCAACAUGGUGGUGGAGAAGCCAAAGGUUCGGGCUGAUGGCACCAUGGAGCCAGCACCCACCGUCACACCGGCAGCUGAUGAAGCUGCGUCACCUGCCAAUGAUCUACCAGGUGACCCAGAUGAGGAACAGCCACAGAAAUUUGAGGAGAAACUGAAUCGGAUUUCAUCUCUUAGCAACAUAAUAGGUAAAGCUGAGAGAAAACCUGCCAAGAAAUACAUUACURUCUCCAAAACAUCAGCGGACGGUGACCCUCACUUUGUGGUGGAGUUUCCCCUCAGUAAGUUAACUGUGUGCUUUAACAUCAAUGGUGAGCCUGGUCAUGUUCUCCGCCUGGUUUCUGACCACAAGUACUCCGGUGUGACAGUCAAUGGGAAGCUUAUAGGUGCCCCGGCUCCACCAGGCAGCCACAAGCACCAGCGCACCUACUUCAGCACCAUCACCAUCGUGGCGGAUCAUCCAAAACGCUCAUACAUUGAGGUGACGUCUAAGAAAGUCAUCCUGGAUGGACGGGACCGCAUCRUUCUUCCCUGCCAUUCCACCGUGACCGUGGACAGCGGCGCCUUGUCUGUGGCCAUCGUAGGACGGGCAAACGUGACCGUGACAGUCGGAGGGAACAUCACCUUYGUCAUCCUGCUGCAUCAGUACAAAAACCCGGCUCCCUAUCAGCGAGACCAUCUGGGGUUCUACAUUGGCAACAGCACAGGACUUUCACACAACUGUCACGGUCUGCUAGGACAGUUCCUGUAUGAGGAGGUUGGAUUGGCCGAGCAUCCUGAACAGGGAGACGUGAAGCCCUUUCAGGUCCUGAAGGUGAAGGACCGCUCAGUGCCGGUGGUUCACAAAAGCAGGAGGAUCUACAGCGGAACGCAGAACGUGGACUGCUGGUUUGCCCGAAACAAUGCAGCCAAGCUAAUAGACGGACAGUAUGAGGACUAUGUAAUGGCUCACAUGUUCGAAACAGGAGACUGGCCUCAUGGGACUAAUAAAGUGUGAGACAGUCACAAACUCCACCAUCAAUAUUUGACUAAAUCACUAACUACAUUUUAAAAAAAUKACUGCGUUCAAAUAUAUUUUUGUAAUAUUUCUAAUUAAAUACAUUUGUUUUUAA